UAAUAUGAAAUUAGAAUCUGUAAUUAGUUGAAUCCCCCUCCAUCAUAAUGGGAGAUUUACAGACUCUGACUACUCUGCUCUAGGGUUCCUAAACCCAUCAAGAAGCUGUGCAAUAAUUCUUUCUUUUACAACGUACCAACAUUUUGAUCACGCUAUCCAUUACGAAUUUCGCUUUCACUUCGCUCUCCUAACUUUUACAGCAAAAAAAAUUAGUCUCCGCAGAUAGCUUCUGCUUCUCGGAAGGUGCACAAAUCGUUGCCUGCAAGCUUGUUUCGUUAGAUACAUAAGAUGCCACGGACAAAGGCAACUGCAUUAUCUGCUGCUAAGCCAGUUGAACCUGAAAAGCCUAGUGAGCCUGAAAAGCAAGUAGAGUCUGAAGAGAAGGUUGAGCUUGAUGAAGACAAUGAUCCUGAGGAGGAGGAGAUGGAAGAAGAGGUUGAGUAUGAAGAAGUAGAGGAAGAAGAGGAAGUUGAAGAAAUUGAAGAAGAGGUCGAAGAAGAAGAAGAGGAGGUGGAAGAAGUAGAAGAGGAGGAUUCUGAUAAUGCCAAUGGAGCUGAUGCGCAGAAAAGCCUUACUGGUGGUGAGAUAAAGUUUGAAGAUGAGGAUGAGAAGAACAAGCAUGCUGAACUUCUUUCCCUUCCUCCGCAUGGUUCUGAAGUAUAUAUAGGUGGCAUUCCCCAUGAUGCUUCAGACGAGGGUUUGAGGGUAUUUUGUGAAUCUGUAGGAGAAGUUACAGAGGUUCGAAUUAUGAAAGGCAAAGAUUCAGGUGAGAACAAGGGUUUUGCAUUUGUGACCUUUAGAAGUGCAGAAUUAGCUUCUAAAGCCAUUGAUGAGCUGAAUAAUGCUGAAUUUAAGGGUAAAAAGAUAAAAUGUUCAACAUCUCAAGCAAAGCACCGUUUGUUCAUCGGUAAUGUUCCUAGAAGCUGGGGAGAGGGGGAUCUAAGGAAAGUUGUCACAGAUAUUGGGCCUGGAGUGACUGCUGUGGAUCUGGUUAAGGACAUAAAGAACACAAGCAAUAACCGGGGCUUUGCUUUUGUUGACUACUAUAACCAUGCGUGUGCUGAGUAUUCGAGGCAGAAGAUGAUGAAUCCAAAAUUUAAGCUAGGUGAUAAUGCUCCAACUGUGAGCUGGGCUGACCCCAAAAAUGCUGAUUCUUCUGCUGCUUCACAGGUGAAGGCUGUAUAUGUGAAGAAUUUACCAAAGAAUGUAUCCCAAGACCAGUUAAAGAAGCUGUUUGAACAUCAUGGGAAAAUUACAAAAGUGGUUCUGCCACCAGCAAAAUCUGGACAGGAAAAAAGUAGAAUUGGUUUUGUUCAUUUUGGAGAGAGGUCAAGUGCUAUGAAGGCACUGAAGAAUACUGAAAAAUACGAACUAGAUGGCCAAGUUUUGGAGUGUUCUCUUGCAAAACCACAGGCAGAUCAAAAGUCUGGAGGAUCAAAUUCACAGAAGUCAGGAUUGCUUCCAAGUUAUCCCCCUCGUGCUGGUUAUGGUUUGGUCGGCAGUCCCUAUGGUGCUCUUGGUGCAGGAUAUGGUGCUGCAGGUUUUGCACAGCCCAUGAUGUAUGGGAGGGGACCAACUCCUCCUGGCUUGGCAAUGAUGCCAAUGCUUCUGCCGGAUGGACGAAUUGGAUAUGUUCUGCAACAACCAGGAGCACAACCGCAUACUCCACCUUCACAUCAGAGAAGUGGUGGCAGGGGUGGGGGUGGUGGUGGUGGUGGGAGUGGCAGCAAGAGUAGUGGCAGUUCAAGUAGGGGAAGACACGGCAAUGAUGGUGGGCGCAGGUAUCGCCCGUAUUAAUUGCCCCCUCUCAAAUGCCAAAUAUCAUCAGAAAGUGUCUUCACUUAAUAUUAUUAUAUAUUUGAAAUUUAACAGCCUUAGCUUAUUUACGCAAGUGUGUAGUUGUAUUAUUUCUUGUAAUUCACUCAGUUAUUUUUAUAAACAUUAUUAGUCAGUCUUCUUGUUA
This is a messenger RNA of Corylus avellana, 1963 nucleotides long. Its product is annotated as heterogeneous nuclear ribonucleoprotein Q. Gene Ontology annotation, molecular function: RNA binding. The record is from RefSeq and is a predicted model, not a curated record. Lineage: Eukaryota; Viridiplantae; Streptophyta; Magnoliopsida; Fagales; Betulaceae.